This is a messenger RNA of Penaeus indicus, 1185 nucleotides long. RefSeq names its product keratin, type I cytoskeletal 9-like. Lineage: Eukaryota; Metazoa; Arthropoda; Malacostraca; Decapoda; Penaeidae. The record is from RefSeq and is a predicted model, not a curated record. The transcript is spliced from 6 exons. Bases 1 to 1185 code for a protein of 394 amino acids.
AUGACGGCGGCGGUGGCGGUGAGGACCUUUAUCAUCGACGCUAUAUCGUUCACAAAAGCCACGCCCACUUUCCAGACCACGCCCAUCCCCAUAUGUGUUCACACGUGUCUCUUAAUCAUACGGCAAGCAGGCAGGCAGGCAGUCGGGGAGCACGCGCGGUGGGAGCCAAGGUAUGACAUCAGUCAGCAGGGCACGGGCGAGGCCAGGACAUGCCAGCGCAGGGCAGAGCAGGGCAGAGCAGGGCAGAGCAGGGCAGAGCAGGGCAGAGCAGGGCAGAGCAGGGCAGAGCAGGGCAGAACAGGGUAUGGGAGGCAGGGCACGGCAAAGCAAGGCACGGCAAAGCAGGGCACAGCAGAGCAAGGAACUACACACCAGGGCACGGCAAAGCAAAGCACGAAAAAGCAGGACACGGCAGAACAAGGAACUGCACAGCAGGGCAUGGCAAGGGACAGCCGGGUAGGCCAGAGCAAACUCGGUCAGGACAAACUAGGCCAUGGCGACGGCUGCAUGCGGUGUAGCGGGACAUGUCAACAGAGGCCAGGACUGAGUGCGGCAGGGCACGGCAGGGCAGAGCAGGGCAGAGCAGGACACGGCAGGGCAGAACAGGACAGAGCAGGGCAGAGCAGGGCAGAGCAGGGCACGGCAGGGCAGAGCAGGACACGGCAGGGCACGGCAGGGCAGAGCAGGGCACGGCAGGGAACGUUGCGCCGUUACUCAGGCACCCUCAGGCUUCUCCUGACCCUCGAGCUGCUGAGUCACUGCUUGAAGGCUGAAGGAGACGCUGGACACCCAACAGCUGCAGACUCGCACGUGGCACAGUGCCUGCGGAGGAAGACACGCGAUAGCGGUGGUGGCGGUAGCGGUAAGGACAGUGCCAGUGGUAGCGGUAGCGGUGGCGAUGGGGUUGUCAGUGGUAGCGGUAGCGGUGGCGACGGUAGCGGUAAGGACAGUGCCAGUGGUAGCGGUAGCGGUGGCGACGGUAGCGGUAAGGACAGUGCAGGUGGUAGCGGUAGCGGUGGCGACGGUAGUAGCGGCGGUGAUAGGUGUAGCGGUAGCGGUCCUCGCGGCGAUGGUGAUAACAUUAAUGGUUUUGAUAGCGGUGAUAGCGGCGACAAAGGUGCUGUGGUAGCGGUGGCGGAGGCGACGGAGAGGAUCGCAGUGAUAGCGGGACUGGUGCGGCAGUAG